Messenger RNA from Dermatophagoides farinae (American house dust mite), 2019 nucleotides. Lineage: Eukaryota; Metazoa; Arthropoda; Arachnida; Sarcoptiformes; Pyroglyphidae. The record is from RefSeq and is a predicted model, not a curated record.
AUGGCAACAAGAAAUGGAUCAUUAUUUGGUAUGGUGAAUGCAGCAAAUGAUGAAAAUUCAAUAAAUAAUGGUGAUGGUGAUCUGCUGAAUUCAUCUGGAUCAACAUCAAAUCAAAAUUUCAUAAUUCCGGAUCAAAUUAUGCCAUAUUUGAAUGCAUAUUCAACACAUUUGAAUUCAGAAAUUGGUAAAUCAUCAUCACCAUCUAUGGCCAAUGUUAAACCAAUUAAUGGUAAUAAUGACGAUGUUUUCAUUGUUCAUCAUCAACAUCAUUAUCCACCAAUGUUUAUGAAUAGUGAAUCGGUCACUGGUAGUUCAUCAAUGACAUCCGGAUCAAUGAUACAGCCAAAUCAUCAUCACGCAAAUGUUCUAUCACCGGCAACACAAACACCAUUUAGACCGAUGAAAAAUCGACAUAAAGUAAAUAGAAAAAAAUCGAAAAAAUUACAAAUCGUUUAUAUCAAGGUACCAUUAUUGAAUCUAAUGGAUGUUGAACAACAACAUUAUCAAUCGGAAGCAAUACCAGUAUCGAAACAUCAUUAUGAAAUUUAUCAUAAUAAUAAUAAUAAUGAGAAAGAUUCAUUAUUGCUAAAUGAACGUGAUAAUAUAAAUACAAAUUCCAUUUAUAUGGAUACAGGAUUCGGUGAUAAAGAUGCAAAUGCAUCGACAACAUAUCAAUCAUCAUUAGAGCCAUUACUUUAUCAUUAUACACCUGGUAGUAAUAAUUCAUGGCCACCGGAAAAAAGUCUUGGCAUAUUGCCAAUACUUAUACAGAUUGAAGAUAAAAAAUCGGAUAAUGAAAUAAUUGAUGGUACUAAAAGACUUUAUGGACAGCCAAUGAAUAUUAUUAAUAAUCAAAAUAAUGAUUGGUCACAACGAGAAAAUGGUAAUGGUGUUGGUGCUCCACCACAACAUCCAGCACGUAAUGUUAUUUUUCAUAAUAAUAAACCAACAUCAUUAGCUAUUAAUCCAAGUGCAUCAAAUUUAUAUCCGGAUUAUCAUCAUCAUCAUCAUUAUAAUAAUAAUAAUAAUCCAAAUUUGCAUACAAACAAUAAUCGUUUACGUUUUAGUCCAUUUGGUCCAUCAUCAUAUAUAGAUGAUGAACAGAAUUUAAUGAACAUGAUCGGCAAUAAUGGUGUUCAUCCGAUAGCUACAACAACAGCUGCCAAUAAUAAAUUCUUGAAUCCAAUAUAUCCAAGUGCAUCGGAUGCACAUUUAAAUUAUUAUGGUCCAAUCAUACAAGCAACAAGAGCGCCACCACUUCUUCCUCCUACAGCAGCAGCAGCAGCAGCAACAACAACAACAAUACCGCUUACACCAUCACCAUCAAUAAUAAAUGUAAAUCAUUUAUUAGGUGCCACAAAUACGAAUCCAAAUACAAAUUUCAAUUAUCGUUUAUUAGAAUAUUGGCUAUUACGUAACCAAUUGUCAAAAACACCAUCAUCGAUAAAUGCAAAUAUAAAUCAUAUGAAUCGUAUGAAAAUUAAUCAAGAUCUUUUAGCGGCUAUGCAAACAAAAUUAUUUGCACCAAAAACAACAACAUCAUCGGCGGCCACAACAACAUUACCAAUUGAAUUGGAACAAAUUUAUUUUUCACAAAACAAUUAUCCUGGCUAUACAUAUGGUGAUUUUAUGAAAAUGCCCGAUAAAUAUAAGGAUGCUAUUUUACGAUCCAAAUUAUUGGCACCUUUAACAGCAACAGCAACAACAACAUCAUCGAUGAUAAAUCCAUUGGAUGUAUCGACAAAAGAUUUAGCAACAUUGGCUUCAUUCAUUUGGCAGCAGCAGCACCAACAACAACAACAACAACAAACGACAACCGGUAACAAUAAAGAAUCAAACAAUGAUGGUGGCAGUGGAACAAUAAUAAAUACUGGUAAUAAUAAUGAUAAAAGAAUGAUUAAAGAUGAUUCUUCAUCAACAAUAACAACUGAUAAUAAUAAUAAUAACGGUAAUGGUAGUUUAAUGGAUAAACGUAAAAAAUCACGAAGAAAUUUAACAAAAUUUGGUCUAUUUGGUUGA